GCUAGGCAGACAGGAACAGAUAAAAAGCUGACUAGCUCCCCAGACAAACGCACCCUUCCGUUCGGUCGGUUCAGCUACUUGGAUCGUGGGAUAACUUCAGCACACGUCACAAAAUGGAACGGGAUUCUCGACGUGACCGUGGUGAAUGGCGGGGAUGCCACAACUUCGACAAGAUCAUCUGCGAUGGCGAUGUACCUACAAGUUCAGAACGUCGAGGAGGACUAAAGAUGGGCCAGAGAUAUUAUUACUAUUACGAACUGGACGGCUCAACAGAGGCUCACAAUCCCUCAUUGCCUACCACGACUGCCUGUCCCUUUCUUCCUGGUCAGACAGUAAACACACUCGACGUGCCUUUGGAGCGCCGCACAAGGAUGAAGAGUGCUUCUAUGAACUCUCUACGGAAUACGGAGUACAAGACGAUGGACCCUGUCGACAGGUUCACAACACCUCGGCCAGCACCAAUACCAAAUAGCCGGCGGGAGUUUCGCAUUGCAUCUGCCUCCUCUAUCUUACCUAAGCGCGCUACGCGUUCUGUCUCGCCUGCCCCAAGCUGGACUGGUACUGCGCGUCGGAUCCUUGGAUUCAAAUUACGAGAUAGGGAAGCGGAGCGUGGCCGAAAAUCGAACCUGGGCGAAACGGACGAUGUAUUUGUCGAAGUGAACGACCCAUUCGUUGUUGAGUCUCGAAGCGUCACGCCUUCCGGUAGCAUUCGAUCUCGAGAUAUGUCACCAGAGUCUCUGAGGAAGUUCUUGUCUGACGAUAUGCCCGCUGUCCAAGCAAAUGCCGAGUCAACGCCUGGCUUCUCGAUACCAGACGACAUUGAGGAGGAGAUUGAGGAGAAUGAUGAUGACGAUAACUUUGCGAACACCGCAGUAUCGGAAAACAAUUCGUUUACGAACCUUUCGCCCCCUCCUUUUCAAAUAGGGGGCUUAUCAGCACCACCAGCAAGUCACACAAGGAAUGCGAUUCAAACACUGACGCCCCCAGUUUUCAGCGUUGAAGGUAGCCUAUCCACUGCGCAGCGCUCAAAAUAUCCUACUAAAUUGGAGAUUCCACGGUCUCAUUCCACCCUUUCUGUGGCCUCAUCAAGUAUGGCGUCUGCGGCUUCAGCUCAAUCGAACAUUUCACAAAGCUUAAGUCAAUUCUCUUUCUUCGAUGAUUCGGACGAUGAAGAAGAUCUAGCAUCUUACGCGGGUGGCCCAACUUUGCUUGGUGACGCUGAACAAGAUGACGAGCAGAAACAAAAUGCUUCAGGGCUUCAAGCUCCUAUCACUAGCUACAGCCUUCCCCAGGCUGUUACAAAUAACAAAGAUUUACAUACGAAUAAUGUCUUACAACCCCUAGAGUCUCCAACUUUGGUUGCUCCUAACGACAGCGGCAUUCCUGUUGAUAUGAACAAUCCCUUCCAUCUUCCUGACGUUGACGUUGGGCUUGAUGACCUUGUUGGCGAUGCGGAUUGGAUGAAGGACGUCCUUCCCCAGAAGACACUCUAAUUGCCCAGGGCAGUCCUAUCAUUACAUCACGCACUAAUUUUCCGCGUCUGCCGUCGUCUAUCGGCGUUUCUCUCUCGUCUUAAUAACGGCCUGAUUUAUAUACUCACGAGCGAGAUCUACACACA
Messenger RNA from Xylaria bambusicola, 1618 nucleotides. RefSeq lists its product as uncharacterized. The transcript is spliced from 2 exons. NCBI's taxonomy places the organism in Eukaryota, Fungi, Ascomycota, Sordariomycetes, Xylariales, Xylariaceae. The record is from RefSeq and is a predicted model, not a curated record. The coding region runs from base 114 to 1493 and encodes 459 amino acids.